AUGUUCUGUCCCGGGACUCAUGUGAGUUAUUUGAGUGAGUUGGGCUGGCGUUCUAUGCUCGAGAGGGGGCAACCUGUCUACCGCCGGAACCGAUUCGACGUUGUUUCGAGUCCUGCUGGAGCAGCUGAUGGAAUGGCAGGUAGACGCCGAGACAGCAGUUGUCGAUCAAAAGUGGGAUCAAAAGUGGUGCAAAUCGGUGGCAAUCAGAGAUCUGGUGAUCCCCAUUCUCAUUGCCGCAUCGAGUUGACUCGAUUCAGUGCCCAGUCUCGAUCUGUACUUUCCUCUAACACUCACCUGACCCCAACGUAG
This is a messenger RNA of Protopolystoma xenopodis, 309 nucleotides long. The record is from the annotation of a GenBank genome assembly. NCBI's taxonomy places the organism in Eukaryota, Metazoa, Platyhelminthes, Monogenea, Polystomatidea, Polystomatidae.